AAUCGAAGAUGUACGACCAUUUUAAUAUGGAUGAUCCCAAGGACACCAAGUUCUUGGCUGAUAUGUUCAUUGUCCAGAAGGAAUAUCGUAAAGCCUUUACUGAAGGAACUGAAGAAAAGCUUCUUGAGGGUUCAUUAUUUUGACAAAGUCCUGGAACUCCUAUAUGAAAUCAAAGUUUGGUCACAAAAAUAGAGCAAUGCAUUGAUAAUCUAUGUGAGGAUAAUAAUGAUCCUGAUUUCAAAUAACGAAAGGAAUUUAUAUGCUGAACAGCUAAAAUGAUGCAUACUCACUAAAUCUCCUAACUUAUUGAAAUUUAUCCCUGAAAAAUUCAUGCCAAAAAUUGUAGAAGAGGACUUUGAGAAGCAAAAUGAGGCACUGGCCUGAUAUCUUAUGCCAUCUAAAGAAAACCUGUCUUCUUUUGCACCAACGCUUGAGAAUGGAACUAUUCGGAUAGAGGAUAAUAAUUCAUUUGAAUGCUCAAGCUAUAACAGAACCUCAAACAAGAUCUCUUUUGCCAUGAAAGAGAAUGAAGUCAAGCUGAGAAAUAAUCAAAAGGAGGAUGAAUCAUGAGUCCUUCAUGAUUCUCAGAUUGUCCAUGUGAAAAUUGUUUCUGAUAGGGACCAGAAUGACUCUGAUACAUAUCCCAAUACCUCUGAUUCUGGGUCAAAGCAGGAGAUAUAUAACGUGAGGCUUGAAGAUGAUGACCUUGUUAUUUGUCAAAAAGAGGAUCUAGAUCAAUCAAAGAAGUCUAAUUUUCGCACUAUAAAUCUUGAUCUCUGUGAUGAUCAGGUUGAAAGUCCAAUGGAAGAUGCUCAAGCUAAAACGAGAAAUCUCCAUGGAGCAGAUUUUGAGAGAAUAAUCAAAUUUAACUCAAGGGACGAGCUUGCUGAUCCUCAGUACCAGAAUGGAACUGCAGAGUUUAGGAAAUCAACUAAAAACGAUUCAGAAGAAGACAAUCUCCCAGUCGAGCGAUAUGGUAGUGGCAAAAAUCAAUCUGAGGCCAAGGUAGAGAACAUCCAGGAUCAGAACGAUAUUCAGUUAGAGCCAACGGAUACAUUUUCCUCUUCUACAAUCCAUAAAAAUAUGAAACCAAAAUACACCGGUGGAUAUAUGCCACAAUUACACAGGAAGAAUUCCGGUUCCCAUAUGCUAAGCGAUUUGAACUUCACACAAGAGAACCUUAAUAUAUCAAGUUAUUCAAAAUACAAUGAAGGAAGUUUUAAUCAAGAUCAAUUCAAGAAGACAAUUCAGAGAAAUAUGAGCCCUAAGCCUCAAAUCAUGUCUAUCAAAAAGCAUGUUGAGAGACUUCGAAAAUCAUCAACUAAAUCGACCAUUAGAGAGAAUUUAGAUAAUCAUGCUCAGAAAGGACUUGAGAACAAAUUAAGCCCUAUUAGAAAUAAUAUGCACAAAUGUGACACAAGCUCUUCGCUUCUAAGCUACAGUAAAUUCAAAGAUAAGCUGAGGAAGAACAGCAGGUCGCAGAAUAGAACGAUGCAUAGAAAGAAGAAUAGGACAAAAGUUCAUUACAAAACGAAUCAAAAUGUGCCUAAACCUUCAGUAAAUUCUACCUGCAUCAACCUCUACUCAAGCAUGAAUGGCAGAGCGAAGAAGAGUACAUGAGAAGAGUCGAGUGGAGUUAUCAGAUCAAUAGCUCAAUCUCUCAGAUCAAAGAUGGACAGGAACAGAUCUCAAUCUAAAAUCCAUGCCUACCAGACAGUUGAUACUGACAUUUCGAUUAGCUGUAAAGUUCCUGGAGGGAAAAAGGCUCGAAAUUUGAGACAGAAGGAGGCUUGUUCAAAGACAAAAACUGUCCAUGGAUUCACUACCAGUACUAAAAAGACAAGCUUGAAUCUACGUAAAAAGAGCUUGGUUGGGAACAACCUGAGGCUUAUGAACAGAAAAAGGUCAACAUACUUCUAGUCAUAGAAGAGCGUUUACUAAUUUAGAAUUUCAAUACA
Molecule: messenger RNA, 1958 nt
Organism: Moneuplotes crassus
Lineage: Eukaryota; Ciliophora; Spirotrichea; Euplotida; Euplotidae
Source: the annotation of a GenBank genome assembly